This is a messenger RNA of Arxiozyma heterogenica, 870 nucleotides long. It is a transcript of the gene GLD1, whose product is annotated as Gld1p. The record is from RefSeq and is a predicted model, not a curated record. Bases 1 to 870 code for a protein of 289 amino acids. Lineage: Eukaryota; Fungi; Ascomycota; Saccharomycetes; Saccharomycetales; Saccharomycetaceae. The transcript has a single exon.
AUGAAUUCCAUAGAUGAUACGUCAACACAUUGUAGAUCUAGAAAGGUCUUCAAACUAAGGAAGAAGAAUGCCCAGAAACAUUUGACAAAAAAUACUAUCCUAUUAGGCUACAUAUUAAUAAUUUAUCAAUAUAUUAAGUUCAGCACAUCUUCAUGGAUCCUUGUAUUUCGACUCAUCCUUCAAACGUUAAUUUCUAAUCCGUUUCCUGGUGAUAGUCAACUAGUAAGAGUAAUUCAAAGAGUAAGAAACAAUAACAAUAACACCACUGAUACAGCUACUAAUAGUCCUAAUAAUGCUACAGACACCAAUAGGUAUUCGUUUGCAAUAAAUAAUAUGACAGCUUCAAUUCCAGGCGCUUUUAGUGAAGGUAUUUCUACAUCACAGAAUAAUGAAUCUUUUAAUAUCGAUGAGGAAGUCAUAAAUUUUAAGAAAAGAUUACGAACAUCUUUAUUUCAUGCUAUAAUCUUAAUUAAUAUUACUGUGCUUAUUUAUCGACUUUUCAAUCGAAUCAAUUUUAUAGAUAUGUCUGAUGGAAACGGAUUGAUAGAUACUGGUUUAACUAAUACUCCCUCGAUAUUUUUAAAUGGUAAUGGUGUUAGUCAAGGUGAAUUGAGAGGCGGCUUGACAUUUCAACUUAUUGGUGAAAGAUUACCGACCAAUAAUUAUGUAGCUAAUUUGCAGAUAUGGUUCCUUGAUUUAUUUAUAUUCUUAAGUCAAUAUACAUUAUUAACUUUGACAAGUAUUAACUUUAUUAAAUUGGGUUAUAAAGAACCAAAAGAAAUCAGAUAUACAAAAAGUGAUGGAUAUGAUGGAUUUUUGGUUGCUACCCAAAUCAAUUAUUCAGAAGCAUUGAAUGAAUUUUUAUCCUAA